AUGAGUCUGUUUCCCCGUGCUGUAGAGGGAUUUGACUUGAUGGAUCUGUUCUAUAGAUUGAUCAUCGACGUGACAACGGAAUUUUUGCUUGGACAGGGAAUCAACAGCUUAGAAUGCCCGAAGGGGAACUUUGUGGAUGCCUUUAAGGAGGUCCAAAGGUUUCAGAUGCUUGUCACUGCAGUCAGGACGAAACGAUCGAUGCUAGACGCCUUUUUCAUCUACAGUACCAUUCAGCAUUUCUAUCUUAGAUCUACCUACAAACGUGCCAUCAAAGUAAUCGAUAACUUCGUCCUCCCCUUCGUCCGGAAAGCCCUCCAAUUUCCUGAAGAUGAAUUGCAACAACUAAGCCGCUCCGAGAGUUCUUUCACCUUCUUGCACUCCUUUGCCCUCUUCACCCGCGAUCCGAAAAUGAUCCGUGAUAAAAUCGUUGCCAUCCUCCUUGCUGGCCGCGACACAACAGCCUCCACUCUCCCCUGGACCUUCUAUGAACUAUCCAACUAUCCCAAACUCUACGCCAAAUUGCGCGUUGAAGUUCUCUACUUUGGGUGA
Messenger RNA from Paracoccidioides brasiliensis Pb18, 549 nucleotides. RefSeq lists its product as uncharacterized. Gene Ontology annotation, molecular function: iron ion binding; oxidoreductase activity, acting on paired donors, with incorporation or reduction of molecular oxygen; heme binding. The record is from RefSeq and is a predicted model, not a curated record. The coding region runs from base 1 to 549 and encodes 182 amino acids. The transcript has 2 exons.